Messenger RNA from Funneliformis geosporum, 822 nucleotides. NCBI's taxonomy places the organism in Eukaryota, Fungi, Glomeromycota, Glomeromycetes, Glomerales, Glomeraceae. The record is from the annotation of a GenBank genome assembly.
AUGAGCAGAUUAGAGAGAUUUAUGCAAAGUUUGCGGCUAACCUGCUUGAAUUUGCUUAAUACUUCCAUUAAUAAUUUUGGAUUUUUCAAACUGGUAGUUAUGUUUGCAUUAAAUAAAAUAAGUAUUUUGACCGCGAAAAUAGAUAAUCAUGCUUGUUCUCCGGCAAAUUCUUCUAGUUAUCUAAUACUAAAUCAAUGUGCGAAUAAGCAACCUCCGCCCAGUUCUCCCCCAGCCCCCUAUCUAAUUCCUAGUGAAAAUCAAGUUCAGCAGAUUACAAACCAACUUAAUCAAGCCUUAAAUUUAGGUUUAAAUAAUCCUAAUUUAGAGCAAGUAAUUACGAGAAUUAAGGAAUUAAUUAACCAACCCCUAAUUUCUUCGCCCAGAGUUAAUUUUUCUUCGGCUCCUUUGAAUAAUAAUAAAAUUUUAGAAAGUCAAUUUUUAGCCGCUCAGCAAACUAUUACUAGAUUAGAAAAAGAAUUAAGCGAAAAAGAUACUCCUUUUGGGGAAGACUUGGCAGUAAUUAAAAAAAUUGAUUUAAAAGAUUUAGCAAAAGAGUUAAAUAUUCAAUUAUCUCCGGCUAUAAUUAAGCAAAUGGAGCAAGCUUCCACUUACCAACAAUUAGCCACGGUGCGGAAUGCCGAAAUUAAAAAAUAUUUAGAGCAAAAUUUAAAUAAAUUAGCGGUGCUUAAUCAGCCAAGUAAAGAAGUUAUUCAACAGCCACCAAAGGAAAGAAUUAUGUGGUUGAGUUUAUUGCUAGCGGCUUUAUUAACUAUUGGAGGAUUAGUGGCGAAGUUGAAAAGUAAAAGGUCAAAGGGAAAAUAA